AUGGCGAAACCGAAAACAAACAGGGAUAUUAAAUACGCACGACGCCUUAAGGAAUUGAAAAAAAAGUUUAAACCGUACCGCGAUAGCCGGUCUGUAAACCUACUCCGGGUGAUCACAGGUAAAUUUUUGAAGAAGUACUGGGAAAGCCUAGAAAGUGUGUUGACUGGGCAAUACAGUCUUGGUGUUGUCAAACGGAGAAUUCAGAGGGUAGUUAACUUGGUUCUUAAGAAUGGAGAGUACACAGUGAGAGAAGCCCCCUCCAACUCGAUAGAACACAGUAUGGUGAGCAAACAAUUUAUACACCUUCAUAUCGACUCUAAAGCCAACGUAUCUGACAAUGUGAUACAUGUGGAAAUUGACUCCAAAGCAAAUGAGUUUGACAAUGUGAAACAUGUUAACAAUGACUCAAGAUCCGGCAUGUUUGCAAGAGACAAUGUGCUUGGCAAUGAGACACAUGGUAACAUCAACUCAAAUUUAAAUGUGUUCGACAAUGCAAACGUGAUCAACAGUUUAAGACACUUACACAUUUGA
This is a messenger RNA of Metopolophium dirhodum (rose-grain aphid), 531 nucleotides long. RefSeq lists its product as uncharacterized. The transcript is spliced from 2 exons. Bases 1 to 531 code for a protein of 176 amino acids. NCBI's taxonomy places the organism in Eukaryota, Metazoa, Arthropoda, Insecta, Hemiptera, Aphididae. The record is from RefSeq and is a predicted model, not a curated record.